GUAGAAGAAGAGCUGUCAAAUUCAAAUUUCCAUAACAGUAAAAAAUUUCAAAUAAAGCUAUAAUAAUCAACGAUGUGUUUGAAGCAAAAAAUGAUGGAUAAAACAAAUUCCCAUGUCAAAAAUAGUAUUCGUGAAAUAUUUUCAAACUGUCAGCGUACUACUGCUGUACACCAAAGAAGUUCUAUUAUGUUAAAACAAUUAUAUGAGGAGUCGGAUCACGAAGAAUUCUGGUCACAUUUAAGAGGUGUAAUUUCCACUUUAUUGCUAUGUGAAAAUGGUCCUCACAUCGAUAAACUUUUAAGUUUUAUCGGAACAUUUUGCUCAUUACUUAAAUCGAAUGUUAAUCCCAAUGACCAAGAAGAUGUAGUAGAACAUGCACUUCUUAUGGAAAUUAUGAUUUUUGCAUUAAAGACUUCAGAACUAAGUAAAGACAUUAUUAGAAUUAGAUCCUGUCAGAUAAUUAAUAUUGUUUUGGAUAAACUUGUUGAAGCAGACAUUAGUAUAGAACUGUGUGAUAAACUGGAGAAAACCUUACUGGAAAGAUUGAAGGAUUCCAAGAAUAUUGUCAGGCAACAAGCUGUUAAAGCUUUAUAUCGAUUACAGGAUCCUUCAAAUCCUGAAGAUGUAAUUAUUUCAGAGUUUGUACGUUUGAUGACAGAUAGUUCUCCAAAGGUACGAAAAGUUUGUGUUGAAAAGAUUGCAGUUAGAAAAGAUGUUAUUCCACACAUACUUAUGAGAAUUCGAGAUAUAGAUCCACAAGUAAGAUUAGCUGCUUUCAAAAGAUUGUCAGGUUUUGUGGGAUUCCUCAAGAUACAUGAGAAACAAUUAGUUCUCCAUUUGGGAUUUCUAGAAAAAUCUGAGGAAAUUGCAGACUUUAUGUGCACAAAAUUAGUGAAAAGUUGGUUGGAACAUUACGAUAACGAUAUAUUGAAAUUCAUGAAUUCUAUAAGACUAGAUGCUGAUGAAAAAGAUAUUAAAAAUACAGUGGAAUUGUUUGAGUCUGUAUUGAAAGUUAUAUUCAAAGAUACCCCGAUUGCAACUCUAACCGAAACUCUACCAUUAGAUGAAAAUCACUUAGUUCCAUUUGAUAAAUUAAAUUGGGAAGUUGUUAGUUAUUGGAGAAUUUAUGUGAAACACUUGAGUAAAGAAGAAAACCUUUUGGAAGACGAAUUGGAAAAUGUUAUUCCAGAGCUGGUACACUUUUGUAAAUAUAUUAAAGAGUAUUAUGUGGAUAUGCCUAAAGAAGUAACGAGCGAAGAAUUCUUAGAACAACAGUUUAUAAUUAAACAAUUGUUUUUAAUAACAAAAACUUACGAUUACGGAGAUGUGACUAACAGAAAAUGCUUAAACACUUUAGUAUCUAACAUAUUGGAAAAUGCAGUUUUAAUAUCAGAUGUUACUCAAACUGUUGUGAGUACUUUGGAAAAUUCCAUACCGAAUCAAGCAAAACAGACCCUUUACAUUAGUGAAAUAAUAUCUGAAAUUUUAUUUUCUUUGAAUCAUGAGGAAGCGCAAAAGUUACAACAAGAAAAGGAUUUUAAGAUUUCAAAAAUAAAAGUAGAUAUUGAUAUACUCAAAACUGAACAAGAAAAUGCCAUUUCACAUCAAAAUUUUAUCGAAGCUGAGAGAUUAAAAAAUGAAUUGAACAAUCUAAUCGUGGAAUUAGAGGAUUUGAAGAAAUCACAAAGUGAACAGAUGCAACACAUCAAAAAAAAAACUGACAUUUUAACAACAAUCAAAUGUUUGGAUAUUGCCGCAGCUGUACUCAUUCUACCAAAAGUGACAGAAUUCACAGCUUCUUUGAAAAAUUUGAAAGAAGAUUUCAUACAAGAAUUAUUGAUACAUGAUGAUGAUAAUGUCAGAGUUAAAGCACUACACUGUUAUGCUUUGUGUUGUAUUAUAGAUAAAGAAACAGCCGCCACUGGUAUCCAUAUAUUUUCAACACCUAUUUUUGCUUAUCAAAACGGAGAAGAAUGUGAUACCCAAACUCUGCUUGUUUGUAUAGCUGCAGUAGUUGAUUUGUUACGAAUAUAUGGCGCUCAAUUAAUAGCCGCUCGAAAUAGUGAAGUAUUAUCUGAAAGUAUGGAUGAACAAGAACAGGCCAUCUUCUCCGGAGGUACGUCUCUAACUAACAUUUUGCAAGGAUUGGUCGAUAUGAUGGAUGACGAUCAAUAUGAUAUUCAAGAACAAGCAGGGCGAGGAUUAUGUCAAUUAGUGUUAAGUAAUAGAAUUGUAUCGCCAUCGCUUAUUUCCAGAUUAAUUCUUAAAUGGUGCAAUCCUGCUUCCGACGGAGAAUGCAAUAGAUUGAAACAAAUAAUAGGAUUUACUCUAGAGAAUAUUCCAUUGAUCGACGAAUGUACUGAACAGCUGAUAGAAGCAGUUUUUAUAACUAUUAAAGUUUUGUACUCGGCACCUAAUACGAGUCCAUUGGCUGAUGUUAAUGUAGAAAAUAUUGGAAAAUUUCUAUUGGCAUUAUGUAAAGUUUCCCCAAAAGCUGAUUAUAUAAAUAGUAAGAUAGCUUCAACAAUAUUCAAAAACAUCAUUGACGAUCCGAAAAAUAAAAUUAAUGGAUUAUACUCGAAAUUACUCAUAGCCAUCGAUAUUCCUUGUAAUGUAACAUCUAUAGAAGAUCUACUUAAUUAUUGCGAUGGAGUUCGCAAUGUGAUUGUUGAUAAGAAAAUUGAGAAAAAUAUUAUCAAAUUCGCUGCAAGAUUAAAUACGAAAGCUUUUAAUUUUGAACAAACUAUAAAAUCUACAAAUGAUAACGGAUCAAUUCAGCAAACUAUUUAUGAAGAAAACGAAGAUUGAAAAUUGAUGUAAUUAUUGCCAUAUGUAUCGACACAAAAACAUUUUUUUUAACUGUGUAGAUAAGUUUCUAAAGUUGAUUUAGGUGGUGUCUUUUUGAUUUUCAAAACUGGUAGAUGUGCAAAUGAAUGUUAAGCUAUAAUAAUUAUUUUUAAAAGAGGUAUAAGGACGCUAAAAUAAAUAAGAGUAAGAAAUUAUAUUAAUGGAAUUAGAAUGUGUAAAGUGUAAUUCUUAGAUACAAGGGAUAAGUAAAAAGAGAGAGUAAAACUACAAAGUGUUUCAGAUGAAAAUAUUUAAUCAAGAAUAUUGUAAUUUAUUAUUAUACAUAUCUUCAAUUCAUUUUAUAUAUAGCAGAAACAACUUUAUUUAUUUAAUAACAUUAUAAUUCACA
This is a messenger RNA of Diorhabda sublineata, 3196 nucleotides long. RefSeq names its product condensin complex subunit 3-like. Gene Ontology annotation, cellular component: condensin complex; condensed chromosome; cytoplasm. Lineage: Eukaryota; Metazoa; Arthropoda; Insecta; Coleoptera; Chrysomelidae. The record is from RefSeq and is a predicted model, not a curated record. The transcript is spliced from 14 exons. Bases 73 to 2808 code for a protein of 911 amino acids. Gene Ontology annotation, biological process: mitotic chromosome condensation.